AUGAUCGCGCAGCGGUCCGACGGCGGCGGCGGCGCGCUGGCGCUCGGCGACCAGAACCUGCCCUACGUCGUCUUCGAGACGAGCGUCGGCGACUUCGUCGUCGAGCUCUACUUCCAGCACGCGCCGGCGACGUGCAAGAACUUCCGGGAGCUCGCGCGCACGGGCUACUACGACCGGACGAUCUUCCACCGGGUGAUCCGCGGCUUCAUGGUCCAGGGCGGCGACCCCACGGGCACGGGCCGCGGCGGCGCGUCCAUCUACGGCGGCAAGUUCCGCGACGAGAUCACGCGCGAGCUCAAGCACGUCGGCGCGGGCGUGCUGAGCAUGGCGAACUCCGGCCCGAACACGAACGGCUCGCAGUUCUUCGUGACGCUCGCGCCGACGCCCUGGCUCGACGGCAAGCACGCGGUCUUCGGCCGCAUCGCCGCGGGCAUGGGCACGAUCAAGAAGUUCGGCAUGGUCCCCUGCGACGCGAACGACCGGCCCGAGACGACGAUCUCCGUCUUCAAGGCCUACUGCCAGGCGACGCCCGACAUGCCCAAGCAGUCCCAGGCCGCCAUCAUCGCCGCGCAACGGCCCUAA
Molecule: messenger RNA, 582 nt
Organism: Aureococcus anophagefferens
Lineage: Eukaryota; Pelagophyceae; Pelagomonadales; Pelagomonadaceae
Exons: 1
Coding region: 1-582 (193 amino acids)
Biological process (GO): protein peptidyl-prolyl isomerization; protein folding
Cellular component (GO): catalytic step 2 spliceosome
Molecular function (GO): peptidyl-prolyl cis-trans isomerase activity
Source: RefSeq, a predicted model, not a curated record